AAUCAGUGCUAAACCUAAAUUUACGUCUGAGUUGUGUUAUUUUAAAAGCAAAUCUAAACUAUUAAACUUGUUUUUGACUUUGACUUUGAUUCUUCCUUUGAUCGCAACCCUUCGUCUGGUGUCUGCCAUUGUACCGAUUUGGGAAAGAUUAGGUAAAGAUCAGCCAUGAGUCUCUUACUUCGAUCAUCGAGAGUUCUACAGAGAGUGUCAGCAUUAAACCCUGCAGCCUCAUAUGCUUCUCAUGCACCGGCACAUAAAGAGCCGUCACCUAUAGGCAACAGGGAGGUGGUUGGAUUCGGUUUUAAUGGUGCAGCCAACUACGUAGACAGAGCUGACUUCCCUUUGCCAGCAAUCAGAUUCAAGACUGUUACUCCAGACAUCCAGGCUCUGCGUGAAAAGGAGAAGGGUGACUGGAAGAAACUGACUCUGGAAGAGAAGAAACAAUUGUAUCGUGCCAGCUUCUGCCAGACAUUUGCUGAGAUGGAUGCUCCCACCGGAGAGUGGAAAACAAUAACUGGAUGCACCCUCUUCUUUAUGUCGUUAGCGUUAUGGGUUUUCAUGGGAAUGAAGUUGUUUGUGUACCCCAAGGAGCUCCCACCCACAUUCUCAGAGGAGCGACAACAAGCCCAGUUGCAGAGGAUGAUCGACAUCUCUGUGAACCCUGUGGAGGGCAUUUCAUCUCACUGGGACUACGAGAAGAACGACUGGAAGAAGUAAACACAGACAAAGCAUUUUGAAUGUUAGUCAAAUAUAUGUCAGUUAUUAUGACGUUUGUUGUAAUAAUCAUCACGUUAGUAAAAUUGAAUUGUCAAUAACUUAAAAGUAUUUUAUUUGUGUCAUUUUUAUACAAUCCAGUAGUGGACAUAUUUUUGCUGACUUCCAAUCACAAUACCAGCCUCUGUGUUGUACAAUUAUUUAUGUUGUUUAUUUUCCGUUAAGUACACUGUGAUAACUGUACAUAAAGUAUCGUGGUAAUUACAUUAUAAAACAAA
Messenger RNA from Homalodisca vitripennis (glassy-winged sharpshooter), 992 nucleotides. RefSeq names its product cytochrome c oxidase subunit 4 isoform 1, mitochondrial-like. NCBI's taxonomy places the organism in Eukaryota, Metazoa, Arthropoda, Insecta, Hemiptera, Cicadellidae. The transcript is spliced from 4 exons. Bases 166 to 717 code for a protein of 183 amino acids. The record is from RefSeq and is a predicted model, not a curated record. Gene Ontology annotation, biological process: mitochondrial electron transport, cytochrome c to oxygen.